Molecule: messenger RNA, 1192 nt
Organism: Hemicordylus capensis (graceful crag lizard)
Lineage: Eukaryota; Metazoa; Chordata; Lepidosauria; Squamata; Cordylidae
Gene: C14H1orf56
Product: chromosome 14 C1orf56 homolog
Exons: 2
Coding region: 270-1061 (263 amino acids)
Source: RefSeq, a predicted model, not a curated record
CUUGCAAAGCCAGGCGUGGGGUGUGUGAUUCUCCUUCGGGGCCCCGCGCACAGCACUUCCGCAACCUGGGCAUCCCAAGCCGCCGCCGUUCUAAGCACCCGCGUUGCUCGGCAACCUUUGUCCUCCCGACGUUCCAGCCAGGUUGCCCAGCGAGGCCCCGCCCCCAGCUCCUUGGCCACGCCCCCUCCCCAUCCCGACCGGCUCGAUUUGGGUGGCUGCGUGGCUGAGCCCUCCGUUUCUCUCGGAGGGGGGGGUGCAUUUCCUCCUCCAUGGCCACAGGGGGCGCCCUUCUGGUGCUGGUGCUCUGCCUGAGGCCUGGGCUGCUGGCCCAGGACAUCAGCCUGGCAGAGGCCGACACCCUGAUCGCGGCCCCGGCCCACCUCCUGGCCCUGGUCCCCGAGGCCGCCCAAGCCACGGUGGCGGCCGGCUACACCGAAGGGGGCCGACAAGAGGCCAACGAGGGGCAGAGCGUCACCAGCAAGCCGGCCGGCGACGCAGCGGCGGGGGUCUUCGCCACCCAGACCGUGGACAGCACCAGCGGUGGGGGGGUGGAGACGCCGGUGGAGGUCAUCGAGCACGCGGGGGGCAACGUGGGCAUCCCAGUGGAGGUCGUCACGGUGGGGGCCCUGGAAGACAGCACCGGCCUCCUGGGGACCCCCGUGGAGACGGCCACCUCCGGCCUGGAGAUCGUCGGCGAGGACCAGACGACCCCCAAGGAGGAGAUCCUGAUCGUGGGCGACACCCGGUACCAGUGGCAGGAGUGGAGCCCCUGGCACUGCAACUGCCCGGCGGGCAGCAUGUCCCGGGUGCGAGACAUCACCUACUCGGUGCCCGGGGUCCGCCUCGACCCCGUCCAGUACAACGUCCUGCGCUUCGAGCGGGAGGUGUGCAGCUACAAGGGCUGCCACUGCGACCGGAAGGCCCACACCUGCGACCAGCUGGAGGUGUCCUGCAAGGAGGCCGCCCCGCACAUCUGCGCCUUGAAAGACAUCGAGCACGAUCAGGACGAGAAGCGGAAGAAUUUCUGGGCCAAGGCAACGAGAGCCCAAAGCCAAAAGUGAGCAGUACCCAGAGUCAAGUGAAUCAUGACAAUCUCCGAGCGUCCCACAAAGCCAGUGACUUCGCAGAUGUUUCUAGUAAAUACGGUUCUGAUAAUUAUUUGUUUUUUUUGGUUUUCUGUCGCUUUUCAUUA